ACCGAUCAGGCAUGGCAGAGCUGGUGGGUCUAGUGCAGCGUCUGGAGGUGGCUGUGGGCCGUCUGGAGGCCAUGUCCAGUUCUGGGGGUGGAGGCGGCCCUGCUGCUGCAUCUGGAGCGGUUUCAGUGUAUGUUGUAGCCUAUGACAAUUUGAUCUCUGGCCCUGUGGCUCAGUACACUGCUCUCAGUCAGAAGAUAGGGGGUGAUGUCCAGAAGCAUGCUGAGUUGAUGAAGCAGGCCUUUUCCUAUCAAAGACAGCUCCUGGUCACUGCCUCCAGCUCUCAGAAACCUUCUGAGGUAAGUGCACCAAAGCCAGGCCCCUAUGUGAAGGAGAUGCAGGACGCUGCCAUGUUUUACACGAACCGUGUGCUCAAGGAUUACAAGGAAAAAGAUAAGAUGCAUGUGGAGUGGGUCAGUACCUAUGUGUCCAUUUGGACUGAGCUGCAGGCCUACAUCAAGCAGCACCACACCACUGGACUGAGCUGGAGCAAGACUGGUCCGGUUGCCUCUGGAGGCGCCCCGAGUGGAGGAGCACCAGCCCCACCUCCCCCAGGUCCUCCUCCACCCCCCAUGAACUUGGACAAAUCAUCAAGUGGAGACUCUGGAGCGACCAGUCAUAAUGCUCUCUUUGCAUCCAUCAACAAGGGAGCUGAUAUUACUAAAGGACUGAAGCAUGUGUCUGAUGACCAGAAGACCCACAAGAAUCCUACACUCAAAGUCCAAGGAGGUCCUUUGCCUUCUGGGCCCAAACCCUUCGCUGCUCGGCCCACAGCAGCAGCCAGCCCAGCCCGCACUCUGCCCCCAGUGCUGGAGCUGGACGGCAAGAAA
This is a messenger RNA of Sinocyclocheilus grahami, 827 nucleotides long. Its product is annotated as adenylyl cyclase-associated protein 1-like. Gene Ontology annotation, cellular component: cytoplasm. The annotation marks the transcript as partial. The transcript has 7 exons. NCBI's taxonomy places the organism in Eukaryota, Metazoa, Chordata, Actinopteri, Cypriniformes, Cyprinidae. Gene Ontology annotation, molecular function: actin binding; adenylate cyclase binding. The record is from RefSeq and is a predicted model, not a curated record. Gene Ontology annotation, biological process: cell morphogenesis; actin filament organization; cytoskeleton organization.